This is a messenger RNA of Brenthis ino (lesser marbled fritillary), 426 nucleotides long. The record is from the annotation of a GenBank genome assembly. Lineage: Eukaryota; Metazoa; Arthropoda; Insecta; Lepidoptera; Nymphalidae.
AUGCUCUGUACAUCACAAGCUGCUCUGCUCAUACACAACUGUAAUGAAAAUGUUCAGUUUUUUUAUAUUUUCAGGUUUUGUCCCUUUUGCUUUGACGUUUCGUUCAAGCAAACGUUUUUAAUUUACGGCAAAACACGUUUCGUGUCUUUACGACUUAAAAAAUGCGUUACGUGGCCGCUUGGUAUUGAAGCCGACUCUGAGAAGCUGAAGAAGGUCAUCGGGGAACUUAACGGCAAGUCCGUUGAGGAUCUGAUGGCGCAAGGUCGUGAGAAGCUGUCCUCCAUGCCAGCGGGUGGUGCAGCUCCAGCUGCCGCUGCUGCUGCCGCCCCAGCUGCAGCUGCUGCAGAAGAGAAGAAAGAAGAGAAAGAGGCCAAGAAAGAAGAAUCUGAAUCUGACGAUGAAGACAUGGGCUUCGGUCUUUUUGAC